CUUUUCCCUAACAAGCCUUCAACAUGGCAUACACAAACCCCAACCCCCUAAACGUCUUCUCCGGCCCGGACUCGUUGUCUCAUUACUUCGACCCCGAGCAAAACCCGCCGUUGCCACUAGUCGAGUUACCUGCCGCGUUGAACCCCUUCCGCAAGGAUGGCGUGAGGAUUUAUGCAAAGAUGUUGACAGCGCUGCCGGCGCAGAAUGUCAAGUCUCUUCCUGCCCUAGAAAUGCUCAAAACCUCACCCAAAGCCCCCACCGCCAAACGGAUUGUUGAAGCGAGUUCAGGGAGCACGGUGCUCAGCAUGGGGGUUAUUGGGCGGGCGUUGUGGGGUCAUGAGGGGGUUGAGGCUUGGGUGACGAAUAAGAAGACGAGGGAGAGCUUGAGGGUUUUGAGGUUCUUUGGGGUGGGGAUAUCGUUGUAUGGAGGGUUGGCACAACAGGAGCCGUCAGACCCCAAAGGGAUUAUGGCGAGAUUGAGGAGGAAGGCGAGGGAACAGGAGGAGGUGUGUUAUUUGGGGCAGUAUGAUAAUGAUGCUAACUGGCAAUCGCACUACAACCACACCGCCCCUCAGCUUGCGCUGCAACUCCCCUCUUUGUCGGUGCUCUGCUCUACUAUUGGGACAGGGGGCUGCAUCACCGGCACAGGGCGAUAUCUCAAAUCUCGUUUGUCGUCUGAUAUCAAAGUUGUUGGUGUUUGCAACGUCUUUGGAGACCCAACACCAGGGCCGAGACAUUUCCCUGGGUUUGAGUCAAGCCCUUUUCCGUGGAGGGAGACGAUUGACGAGUUUGUUAGUGUCAAGUCGGAAGAUUCCUUCAGGAUGAGUAUGAGGCUGAGUAGAUACGGGAUUAUCUGCGGGCCGUCAUCAGGGGAGGCACUUCAUGGACUACUGGAGUGGCUGACAGAAAAUGGUACCGACGGAUUGAAGAGGGAGGAAAAUGGGGAGGUGAACUGUGUGUUUUUGUGUGCGGAUUUGCCGUAUCAGUAUAUGGAGUUGUAUUAUCAAAAGCUAGGCGAAAAGGAGUUUCCGGGGAUCAGAAAUCAGUGCUUGUUAGAGGUGGACCAAGACCCCUAUGACGAAAGAUGGUUCCUUGCGCCAGAGCAGACAGUCGACAUGUUGGUUGGGGAGGGCGGUGAGAAGUAUGAUGGGGAGAUGCUAUGCAUGGUGCCCUCUUCUUGCGCCUGCACAACGACGCGAACAUCAAGAACAUACAAGCAGCAACAGCAACCAAUUGAGGGGAUAUUCGGGGACUGUUCACCAGGUGCGGUGUCAGAUGUCUCGGAGUCUGCCUCGACGAUAUUCUCGACGGCAUCACCAUCAUCAUCGGUGUACAGUGUCGCUACCACGACCAGUGUUGAGUCACAGCAUUCUUCGAUGGGGAAGGUCAUCGAUGUAAGGCCGAGAGCGGAGUUUGUCAAAUCCCAUCUGAGAAAUGCGGUGAAUAUUCCAUUAUCAGUGACAAAGGAUGACUUUUAUGGGGAUCCGCAGGCUGUUUAUGAGAGGUGGAAGGAAAUGAAUGCCGCGUUCAAAGAGACUGGCGUGUUGGAUCACCAAGAGGAAGAUGAUGACAGACAAACACUUGUCGUUUGUUUGGAUGGGGACUCUGGAAAGAUGGCGGCUUCUAUGCUCAGAGGGGCCAGCAAGAAGGUUGGCAAGAAGAGAGAAGUCUUUUGUGUAGAUGGGGGGUGGGGAGUGUUGGAAGCGUGGCUAAGAAGGAGGGGCUAUGGUGAUGAUGUCUGGGAUGGGGUAGAUUAGCGGGGGAGUACAUAGGUAAUCAGUCCUUGAGUGUAAGAUAUUUCUUGACGCCCAUUAAAUAGGUAUCCCUUAAGGUCUAUCAACUAUCUUCGAGGGCCUGUUACUCAUAUUUUAAAGCCUUUCUUUCGAAUUUCA
Messenger RNA from Podospora bellae-mahoneyi, 1892 nucleotides. RefSeq lists its product as uncharacterized. The transcript is spliced from 5 exons. The record is from RefSeq and is a predicted model, not a curated record. The coding region runs from base 24 to 1757 and encodes 577 amino acids. Gene Ontology annotation, molecular function: cysteine synthase activity. NCBI's taxonomy places the organism in Eukaryota, Fungi, Ascomycota, Sordariomycetes, Sordariales, Podosporaceae. Gene Ontology annotation, cellular component: cytoplasm.